AUGAGGGCGAAGGCGGCAAAACAUGGUCAUAAAAAGGCACCCCACAUUGCGCCGUCGGCGGAUACAGUGCAGUUCUGGAACUGCUUGAAGAAGGGCGAUGUUGAGGGGCUCGAGGAGAUCCUGCUGACCCGCAUAGAAGACAAAGAGACCGGCGCUGUGACAUUGGCGGUGAACAGCAAUGUUGCCAGCUUGCUUGUAAAUCGUCCCAACGCAAAGAAUAUGCUUCCACUGUCGUAUGCAGUGAGGCAGCGAAUGGAUGAAGCAGGGCUGCACCUACUGCUUCGCGCCGGUGCCAAUGUCGACGCUGCUGAGGAUUCUGCUGAGCGCUCCACUGCCCUUCAUACAGCGUGCUGGGGCGAAGACGACGCUGCGGUGGCGCUGUUUUUGCGUUGCGGUGCAAACCCUCUCGUUACGAACGCGGAAGGCAGCACGCCACUCCAUGUCCUCACCUCGCUAAAUGCUGCAGAGUUGUUUUCAUACUUUCUUGAGACUGCCACCGCGCAGAACACAGAUUGUCAGGGAGGGCUUCUAUGCUUAGACGGUCGCUCUCGUGUUGUUGUGUCGGCGUUUGAGUUGCUUGGCAAGAAAGAUGUGUCCGGCUUCACGGUGUUGCAUAUCGCUCUGUCGGAGAUUGAGAGCGUGUCCGGUGGUGUCCUGGUGGAUCUCUUGGAUUUCUUGACACAUAUGGCGAACAUAGACCCAGCUGCGGUGGAGACUCUCGUGAACAUGGGGGCUGAGGCGGGGUGCACGCCGCUUCAUUUGCUUCUCUCGUCCUCAAGUCUCAACGAGGACGUUCUGCUUCGAAUAACGGAGCGUCUGUUGAAGCUUGGCGCGAACCCCGCUGCGAUGGACGAGUGUGGCCAUACCCCCCUUUCUGUUUUGCUCUUAACUCACUCAGGCGUCACCGCGAUGCGUGUGUUGUCGGUACUCCUGCAUGCGCUGCAAAAGAAAGGAAACAGGAAGGAGCUAGAGGAGGUGUUUCUUCGCCAUAGUGCAGUGAACGGAUUUGCGCUUAUUCAUCAUGCCAUUGUCACUCAAAAUGUGGAUGCCGUAAAACUUAUGGUAACGUUUCUUAAAUCUGUGGAUGGGGCAGAUGAAUUGCAGUACGUUCGGCGAUGGCUGGGUGAAGUCCUCACAAGAGACGGGGUACAUGUGGUGUUUAUGCUGGCCGAGCGUGCCUGCGAUGACAUUGCCCACGUAUUACUCAAUGCCAGUGCCAUUGAUGAGAGAGCGUAUAACUGCUGCAAGGAGAAUUGUAAAAAGCAAAGGGAGGAAAUGGAGAGCGAAGAGCGUGAGCGACGUGCUAAAGCGGAGGAGGAGGAAGAGGAAGAGGGCCGUAAUGGGAAUGGGACUCCUAGUGCCGAAAAAAACACUGGGGAUUAUUCCGGUUUUGGAGGCACUGCGAGUGUGGGGUCACGCGUUCAGCAGGCACGGAAAGCGAGAGCCCAUGCAGCGACACAGAGGAAGAAGCAAACACUACAUUGUGCGGAUUGUGGAAGCACGGAAGGGCUUGCAUUGAGUUGGCACUCCAAGUCCUUCUGGUUCUGUGUGGCGGUGGCGUUUUUGAUCGUCUGGCUUGUGAUGAGGAGUUGUACCUUUUUCAGAGAUGCACUGAAUAAAAUCUGA
Molecule: messenger RNA, 1626 nt
Organism: Trypanosoma rangeli
Lineage: Eukaryota; Euglenozoa; Kinetoplastea; Trypanosomatida; Trypanosomatidae
Exons: 1
Coding region: 1-1626 (541 amino acids)
Cellular component (GO): nucleus; cytoplasm
Molecular function (GO): protein binding
Source: RefSeq, a predicted model, not a curated record